This is a messenger RNA of Sparassis crispa, 6270 nucleotides long. RefSeq lists its product as hypothetical. Lineage: Eukaryota; Fungi; Basidiomycota; Agaricomycetes; Polyporales; Sparassidaceae. The transcript is spliced from 13 exons. Gene Ontology annotation, cellular component: cation channel complex; axon. Gene Ontology annotation, biological process: monoatomic cation homeostasis. Bases 1 to 6270 code for a protein of 2089 amino acids. Gene Ontology annotation, molecular function: monoatomic cation channel activity. The record is from RefSeq and is a predicted model, not a curated record.
AUGUCUUCACGUCAGGAUGCAUCGAAGGCGAAGAGACCAUCGGGUGGGAGGGCCUUGCCGCGCCGUCUCUUCUCAAUUGAUUCGCUGAGGAAGGAAAAGUCUGGGUCAGAUUCAGACACGUCUUCCAUCGCAGAGUCGCGCCAGCACACCGAGAGUCCUUCCUUCCCUGCCUCUACACUUUCCAGCCUACCGGAGAAGUCGAACGAGGGGGCGGAUCCCUUUGCGGACCCAGGAGCAGGCGCGUGGACGGAGAAGGGACUUGUGCGGUCUCCGGACGAGCUGCAGGAACACGUAGAGGAGGAUGCGACGCCGAAAGUGAAGGUCCGUGCGCCCAAACCUAUACCACUCAAUCUCAGCCAGGGUAGGCCGCUGCUAAUGGAUGAGUCUGCCCCGCUGCGGUCUCCUGGUAAACGGCGGUGGGACACCUUGCGCUCACACGUCCUUCUUUCGACAAAUGGUGCCGCUAGUCCUCCGUUGGUACCUCCUCAUCGUCCGGAUUCCGCUCUGUCGAAUGCGUCAUCUAGGCCUCAGACGCCGAAAGGGUACCGCUUCGGUCAGAAGAAGAUAUUCCGCCAGGUUGUCGACCAGGCUCGUGAAGCAGCUGUCGAUGAAACUCGCAAAUUCACCGAGGAAAUUUGCAGGGCGUGUUGGGCCGUCCGCUAUGGUGAGCUUCCCAUGCGCCCGAAGGUUGAACGGGAGGCGUCUCAAGGCACUGUGGGGUCGUCCUUGUAUUUGCCCUUCAUCUCCUCUACGACUACGCUACCCAUGGCCUCUAGCGUGAGCCUGGCGACGUUGAAAUCGACACAGAAGUCGGGGAUGCAUAGGCCCCAGUCAAUCCAGUCGAUGUCAACUUCCAUCACCUCUCAGAUGCCCUCUAUGAGUUAUCUGUCCCGCGUUCUGACAUAUACGCCCUCUGUGGGUCGCUCACGAGUACUUCCUAUUGAGGAUUAUGUGCUUUCGACGCUCCUGUUACCGUUCCUGGGCCUGCAGGGCGCCAUGCAAGGGAACGAACGAGUCAGCCAGGAGCAGGAGAUUGCAGUGGAAACAUUUGAGUUUGUGGUGAGGACAUGGAGAACAACGUCCACUGAGGCAGAACUACAUCGCUGCCUAUGGUGCUGUAAGGCAGCUUCCGUCCCUUCCGGUUCUCGUGCACGUAUUCUAGGAACGUUGUCUACCCUCCUUUUCUCUCGCGACAAAGCAUUCAGCGUGGAAACGCCCGUGAUCUUGCGCACCCUUUUGCAUGCCAUAUUUACCCUUCUUUUGUCGCUCAGCUCGUCUUCGUAUUCUAAGGGUGAAGCAGAUUUACUACGGGAGUUCAUCUCUACGAUCCGGAACGGGCAGUGCGGGACACCUUCUUCCGCAUCUCUUGAGAAGGAGUACGGGGUGAGCUUCUCGCUUCGCGAGAAAGACUCCAGUGUGCGGCAGGCGAUACUCUCCGAGAGUGUCAUCAUGUGUCUCGAGCUUGGUUCGGAGAUCGUUCGUCGUAGGGCUCUACAGAGUCUGGUAGAGGAAUACUGGCCUCUGCCGGAGCCCUCUUUAACACUAACCCCGCUGCUGUCGUGUAUGUAUAGCCGGAAGCUGAAAACAUUCAUCAGCGCGGUGUUGUCGCUACUGUCAUCCCCGUCCGACCUGGGCGCUGCACGCGCUGACAGUGAUGUCAUCAUCCGUCUAUUCCGAUCUCGCAUUCUCCCCGAGGUGGAGGCUCUUCGGGAUACCGACUCUGCAGACGUAAAGACAGUGGCCAUAACGCUCGUGAUGGAGCUGUUGCCUAUUGACGGCAAUCAAGAACGAGACUACUUGAUCAUGCAUUUCUCCCACUGGUACCAUGACUUGCCGAAUUGGAAGGCAAGCAUUGAGAAGACCUUGCAGGAUUUGAUUGCUGAUGGUGAAUGGCCAGCGAUCCUCCGGAUGCUGUCUAUUGUGGCGAAGGAGUUACCUGACGAUCUUAGACUGCCGCUGGUGUCUCACAUAUUACCUUUACUGAACGAUCGCCUGAUGGCAAAUUCUCCCGAAUGCCCUUGCUCGCCUCUAUCGUCUUUCUUCGAUACCGUCUCACGUCUGUAUCCCAAAUUGUUCUUCAAACCGGUCUUCACUUGUGCGGCGUCCGCCAAGGACCUGACUAUCGCCAAUCAAAUAUGCGUCCUCACCGCAGUCUCGAAGUACCUUCCUGAUUUUUGGUUCCGUGACGCCGAUAUGAUGGCCGUGGCCCUUAUGAGUGACGCGACUGCCAUGAAAGUUAAACAACAAGUUGAAGGCCCUGCGUGGGGCAAGCCACGAAUAGGCCAGUCGGUAUUACUCCUGGAGCUGAUCGAGCACUUGCGGACUGUGCGCCAGUCGAAGGACCUCGGUGCUACCGCCAUGUCCAACAAGUUCGUCACUGCUCUGGAGGCACGGCUUGGUCUUCUACUAGAAGCAAAAGAGCAGACUGUCCUUGUCCCAGUAUCACAACGGAUAUUAUUCUGUGCUCUGUUUCGGGAGAUCAGAAUGCUCACGCGCUCUCUGAAACAUGCUUCUUGGCUCCCUUCUACAAUUUCAUGGACGCUGUACGAGCGUUCGGAAGAUCGCCGGCCUAGGGAAGAUUGGGACGACGAGGAAAUAGAGGAGAACAGAUCCUCAUUCAACCGAUUGCGAGCGUUGUACAUACAAGCGCAGGACGCAUCGCACGUGACGAACAAGCAUAGGACAACCGUCUUUGCAUCACCCACUCCUGAUAUGAAAUCGUCAGCCGGCACACAAGAUGCUUACGCUACUCGUUUUGAGACUUUGAAGGCCCUGGAUCAGCCCUUGAAGUUCACUUCCCUUGACCUUUUGGUGUCGGUUUCAGGACUUCUCAAGCCCCAUGACUACUUGCUCCUUGGUCCCACGCUAUGGAAGCACUGUCUGGAUGACCCAAGCAGCCACCUUAUCGCACCCACAUGUUUUGCCAUCAUGCAGUGUGCGGAAAAAUGUCCAAAUGAAUUUGAGCAGUUCGUUGAGAGUGACUUGUCACACACUGACGCCGAAGUGCGUCGCAAAGCGGUCCAGCGGAUCUCGACUCUUGCUAGCUGGAGGUUCCAGAUAAUGUCUCAGGAUGUCAUCCUUGACCGGAAUCACCGUCGUCCGUUCAAGUUUGCACGUCCGCCCAUUUUGUUCGUCCCGACGGACAUGGGAAGUAACUUAUUCGUGCUUGAAGAAGAUCCUGCUGAGUUCAAGGACAGGAAUGGUAAUGUGCUCCCAUUAGAAUUGCGGAGACGACUAUCGGAAAUUGGUUGGGAGCAGGAAGACCGCUUAGUAGACCCGAAGACCAUGUGGAUACGGACACCGAUGUCCCUUCUACCAAGCCAGCAGCUAGUCCAAGUAGAUGCAGACUUUGGCGACCCUUCGUUAUCAGAGUCACCGAGUGCAUCUCCGAGUGUGGAUAACUCGCCAACGAACUCACCUUCUGGACAUUUGUCUCUUGUGAGAAAGGAUUCUAGUUCCGGUGGCCGCUUACAAGGAGCCAAGAGAAGGCCAGUGUUUGUGCCGACUUUGGUCUCGAUGCUCCCACGUCUGGCCUCAAUGGUCAACGACAACGAUUUUGUGGUAGCAAAUGCAACCAGGACUUUAAUCCUUGAUUUGAUGCAGGACGAUCCUACACUGAUCACCCGUACAAUCUUCCACUUGAUUUCGGGUGAUGAACGAAGCAUGAUAUCUGCAACCUCCUCUUUGAGGAUCCUCCUACAUGUGCGACAUCUACUCCCGCCCGCGAUAACGCAUCAUAUCUUGAAUCAUCUAGCCGGUUUCCUCAAGCUGACCAGUCGACCAGCAGAUACCGCGACGCCUCUUCAGAGCUAUGCCUAUAUAGCACCUUCGAUUGCGAAGCUUGUCACACAAGUCAGCAAAAUGUCUAUGCGCGAGAUUCGUCGAGCGAAAGUCGAUAUCUACUUGAUACCGUCUGGGUCUCUUUGGUUCCCUUCAUCAGCUCCUCCUGGCCCCAUGUUUCCAAGAUCGCUAACGCGAGCCCAGGAUCCGUUCAUUCUUCCUCCAGAGUUAGUCUGGAUAACUAUGAUCAGGACUUCUCAGAACAUGCUCUUCCUGAACAUGUUGAAGCGAGAUCCUGGAGACGUCAAGGUGAUUAGGAAGAGCAAGACCAGAUUCGUAUUACCCUCCUUAAGUGAUGGCGCCGAUGAAGACUCGCUCCCCCUUCUUGCCUUCGCACCGCUGAAGCCUGAAUCACGACCACCCACUCCCUCCGCCACCCUGACCGCGUUAUCGCUGACUUUAGCCCGUAGCCACCUGCUGCUUGUUGUCCAGUUGUUCCGCUGCAUGCCACGGAAUCUGAGCGAUCGACAGGAGUUGGCUAUCCUUGUAGAUGGUCUUAACCGCAUACUACUCGCUCAUGGAGAUGAUGUUGGUAUAGUAGGCCACACGAUGUUAGCCUUUAUGAUGGCAAGUACGCGCUUUAAGCGCUUGUUCAUUUCAGGAGGAGGGUAUUCCCUGUUCAUGCCCGCAAUAUUCAAAACAUACUGUGAGGCAGAGUUCAAUGCUGGCAUCAGGGCUGCCAUUGAAUACGGCGUAAAUCGCUUCUAUGCCUUGCAUCAAGAGUCAUUUGUCUUUCAGAGCAUUGAUGUGAUAUCCCACCUCUUCAAGCUGCCCAAUGUCGAUGGUCCAUGGCUGGCCGGCCAUGUAUUCGCACUUUUCUCCACCUUGAAGAGCGGCGCUCCUCCGUCGGCUCACGAUGUUGCAGGAGUCGCGGACAUUAACAAGAUACAGGAACAAGAAGCUAUUUUACUCAGCGUAGCGGAGGAUGUCCCUCAAACGUUCUUUGCAUCACUGCGCAAGAGUAACACCGACAAAAGUCAAAUAGCCGUCGAGGUUCCUGAGGUGUAUGAAUGGAGACGUCUUGGGCUUGAUGACUUUGUUCGUCUGUUUUUGACGGUCAUUGCUCACAAUCCACUUAUCCAGCGAGCGGAGCGAUUCCUCAAGUUGCUCCGAUUGCUUGCACCUCAUCUCUACAAUGGAUCGAGUUCAGCUCGCGAUGUUCUUCGAGAGGGCAUUGACGCUUUGGGCGCCAUCAUACUUACCAGAGGUGGAGGAAGAACGAAAGCCGACAGUGGGCAAACUCGUCCUACGGAUGACUUCGAUUACGAGUUUCUCUCAGAGGGGCUCGGGCAAGGAGCCCAACCAGCAUUGUCCCCCAGCGACCAGCUUGUGAUGCGCCUCGAUUACUUGUCUCUGGUGCUCAUGUUCACGAAAGCAGGAGGCCAACUAGCUUCUGGCACUCCCCACCGAAUCGUGGAACUUUGCAAGCAAGUUCUCAGGGAUUCGCGCUCAAGUAGUGAACGUAUUGCUCAAUUCAUCGGCGACUACAUGGGCUCGGUCUUGCUGCACAAUAUACCUUCUCGUCUGAAAGGAGUGCUCUUACUUUUGAAUGAGUUCGCCCCGAUCACCUCCGCGUAUUGCGCCACGGUUGACUUUUCUGGUGUGUUUGAUGUGCUCACCAAGUUAGUCGACGAUCCUGUUCUAGUCGGAGAACCUGCUUUUGCCCAUGCGGUGGUCAGUCAGUAUUGUCGUGCUGGUCUGGAGGCCUGCGAGCUGGCGGCUUCGGAGGAUCUCUUGUUCUCUCUGCCCCUUCGAGGUAGUCUUAUCGCGUUGAUGGAUCAUGCGGUCUCCCUCGCAGGCGCAGACGUGAUCGCUGAGCUUGUAACGCGUAGCCCUUCGUACGAAUUCCUGGUUGGCAUUUUACUACCCUUUGUGCUGGCACUAAGGACUUCCGAGCAGGCAGCCGCCGAUUCCGAGGGCCAAUGGGCAAACGCGCAGCGUAGACAAGUCCAUUCGAAGGCAUGGAUUCGGCUCCUUGCCUACAUCCUGUCGGCUUGUCAAAACACGCACAUCCACAUGGAGCAGUCAAAAUCUCAUGGUCUUGACCGCCGCAAGUCUCAGGACAACCGUGGAUUAGUUGCAAGUACGAAGUCAGCAGCGGUGUUUACCAUGGCACUGCAGAUCCUCAAAGUCAUUGUCAUCCGUGCAGAAAAUGAUAUCAUGUCAAUUCACCCUGCUGUAUGGGCGCAACUCGGCACUAUUCUGAGGACGUUAUUCGAUGAAGGAGACGCGACCUUCGCGCUGAGACCGCGGAACGUCCAUCUGUCAGAUCCCCCAUCGCCAAUUCAGUCCCCCAAAUACGGGCAGAGUUUCAGCGAGCAACAAGUGGUUAUGUCUCAGUCGCAGCCCCCUGGUUCUGCAGAUGCGGGGCUUUGUACAGGAGAAGAUUGCGACAUUGCAUCAGCAGUUAUCACAGCAGCAGACCGCUAA